GCUUUGUUCCCACUCUUUAUAUUAUGAAACAAACAAAUGCUGGUGCUUCCGCGUCGAAAAAGAUUCGAAUGACAAUGGCUUGUGAAAGAUGCAGAUCUAAAAAAGUCAAAUGUGAUUUUUCUCAUCCCCAUUGUGAACGCUGUCAACAGGCAAAAGCACAAUGCUCUUACGAUGGUAGUGCUACACAAGUAGAUCUGUUUAACCUUGUUAAAUUAAAUAACACGGUGGACAUUUUACAAAAACGAGUACAAUCUAUCGAAACCGAUAUUAAAGAAGUUUGCAGUAAUACAGAAUAUGUUGCCAAUGAAGUCAGAAUGAAUAGCAGUACAAUAAAAAAUGAUGACAAUAAGAAGCAGGAGGAUACUCGUUCAAUCAUCCGAACAUCACCACCUCCCACGAAUAUCAUGAACGACUUGAUGAACACUUCAAAUGCACAAUGGCAACUAUCACUUACACCAAAGGGACUUCGAAUAGAUACCAAUAUUGUUUCUUUACAUGCCUUGUAUGAUAUCCUGCUAUCUGGAGUUUCUCGGUUUGAUUUAUCUGGUAAUCACUGCAUGCAUGACCACAAUAUAGAAAAUUCAUCACAAUCAUCAUCUAGUACAACGACAGACAACUCUAGGCCAGACACGGCUACGAUAUUAAAAAAGAAGCCAUUGUGGAAGUCCAGACUGAAAACAUUCCCUCUUUACAGCAGUUGGGAAUCUGAAAAUAAACAUCCACAGGCAGAAUCAAAGGCAGACAUCAUUUAUAAUGAGGAAACCAUGCGUCAACUGGUGGAAAUAUUUUGUGAAUGCUUUUUAUGUUUACCUUGCCCAGACCCCAACUAUUCUAUAUACUCCCGUUACAAAAGUGGUACAUUAGAUCCUUUACUAGCGAAUGCGGUUUUUGCUUGGACUGCAAGGCAUGCUGCAAUCUAUCAUGAUCUAUUUCCCGGGAAGGACCCAAAUCAAGUCGGAAAACCUUUCUUUUCAAAGGCGAAAGAUUUGAUGAAAGAGAGGUUUAUGCAGACAAGUAUUGAUACCAUGCAUAGCUUGAUUAUUAUGUACAUAUAUGCCAUUGGUAUUCCCAGCGAACACAAGGCGGAGGUUGAAUCGGAAGCUUACAUAUAUCUAGGUUUGGCAAUUCGCAUGUGCUUAGAUUUAAAGAUGCAUCAAGAAUCAAAAAGUGAUAACCCAUAUGAACAAGAACAACACCGCCGAUAUUUCUGGGUGGUUUACUUUCUUGAGACGCUUGGUUCUAUUCAUUCGGAUAAACCUUUCUCACUACCGCCAAAGAACAUGGUGACUGUUGGUUUUCCCACAAUUUUAGAACAUGAAUCAUCAGGGGAAACAAAAUACCGUGUGGAGUUUAUGAUACAGCGCUUUAAAAUCACACGUAUCUAUCGUAAUAUUAUCUACAAGACAGCGGAGGAAAAACCACUUUUAAGUCAGAUAUCUGCUAUAGACAAGGAACUCGACAAUUGGUAUACAGCGUUACCUUCUUACUUAAAAUAUGAAGCGGGUGAUCUACACAAAAGGGAAUGGAACUCAACUUCUUUCAAGGAACAAUCAUGUAUAAAGCUAAACUUUGAAUAUAAUUUCCAGCUGUGUCAGCUGUAUGGACUAUUUUUUAGCAAAGCAUCAACGGAUCAACCCUCUACAAUUGAUGUGUUAUCCAGGGAUGUAUGUCUAAAAGCAGCACGUAACACAGUUGAAUUGCUCGAGUGCUGGGUUCAAUUAAAGCAACGUUGGUGUCAUUUUUCUUUGGAAAACCUGAUGAUCACCACAAUUGUAUAUGGGAGUAUUCUGUCCCAGCCAAAUGAUCCGGAACAUAAAAUUGCGAAAAGAAAUCUGGAAAAAAUGGCAAAAAUACUCUUAUCUGCCCCUGUAAGACACCAUAAGUACGUGCUUACUCUUGUUAACAGAAUAAAGGCUAUAUUCUUGGAAACAUUGCAAACAAAAUUGGUUAUUGAACAAGAAGAACAAGAACCUGUUUUUCCUGUUGGUAUGUCCUCAGGCACUAUUGAUAAUACCGUGCAACCUAUUAUAUCUACAAACCAAUUCGUGCAACGAAAUACAAUCUAUAAUGUUCUGGAUGUGCCAUCUGCCUCUUCUGCUUAUGAUAUUCAUAAAACCGAUUCCUUUUCUGACGAAAUGCACUUUUCGGAUUUCGUCUAUACACCCACUUUACUGGACUAUGAAACAGCAAACAUGUUGUCGGCAAGUUCCUAUGGUAAAAAACCGGAUUAUGCGGCUUCUUCUCCCUAUAGAUACUCUUCUCCGCAAUAUUACAGCUACGACACACCAAACACAAAUAAUUCCCUCACACCACCCUUUCAUUCUCCUUGGAUUCCCACCGUUCCACCAGUCAUGCUAAAUCAUCCAGUCGAGGACCGUCCUCCUCCAUUCUCAAGAUUGCCGUUUGAUAAAUCAGCUCCUCCUCCCAAGGAACUACAAUAUGAAAAUGAUGGUACCUUCAGUUCCACUGAACCGCCUUAUUAUAGCAAUCUUAAUUUGAAUUCGGAGAAGUGAAAAAUUACUUUCGGAUAGACAUCAAAAAUGUGUACAGACAAAUAAAUAUAGUCAUGAUAAAAUACGCAUUAUUAAAUUACAUGACAUGAACGUUCUUCUCUCAAGGAAUCCCUUUUUAUUAAUCCAAUUGACAGCCUGUAUAUAUCCCCUAUUCAGCCACCAGCUAUCUGUAUCUGAACAACAUCAGUGUGCUGAUUCAACUACAAUCCUCCGUUUAUCACAAUAAGCAUGCCUGUAGAUAAGAGGUAGACGCAAAACUUUAAGUGUUGUAUUGUGCAUUUAUAUCCGUGCUCAGUAAAUAUCCUUUGUAUCGUAGUGUUCCCUUCUUUUUCUUCUGGAAUACUCACAUUAUACCCAACAAUAAUAAUUUUAAAAAAUCUCACGGGCAUUAUUCUCGAUGCACUGUUUCAUCUUGGCAUUAAUUUUUUUAAUAAAAUCACAUCCGUGCACUGGAUAUAACAUAUUCC
Molecule: messenger RNA, 2980 nt
Organism: Mucor mucedo
Lineage: Eukaryota; Fungi; Mucoromycota; Mucoromycetes; Mucorales; Mucoraceae
Exons: 4
Coding region: 24-2513 (829 amino acids)
Biological process (GO): regulation of DNA-templated transcription; DNA-templated transcription
Molecular function (GO): DNA-binding transcription factor activity, RNA polymerase II-specific; zinc ion binding; DNA binding
Source: RefSeq, a predicted model, not a curated record